AACAAAACGAACUCAUCGACCUCACCAUCAAACCACCACUUGUCCAGCGUCACCCAACCCCAUUCCCCCAUUCUAUUCCCUUUUCAAAAAUGCACACAACCCUGAUUAUCUGCCCGGUGCGGAGCGCCGUCCUCAGCAGUCGUUUGCCUUCGUCCGCCGCCCUCACCCCCUUCGCCUCCUCAUCGCUCCUCUAUCACAAGGUCUCAGCUCGCUCGGCCAGCACUACUACUACCAUCACCACCACAUCCACAACAACAACAACAACAACCACGCGAUUCCCCAACCUCCCUCCGCAAACACAAGCUCCAACUACAUUGGGCGCCGCCUCCUCCCGCCCCCAGGCUACAAUCUUUCCCUCAUGCAUCGUCCGCACGCCGUCGGUGCGCGCAAAUUCAACCACCGCCACCGCCGCCGCCGCCGCCCGCGAGGAAGCCGCCAAGCUCGACUGGAACUCGUUCUUCAAGCUCCGGGCGUCUCGUCGGCGAUACUCGCUUGCGUCCUCGAUUGCGAGUUCCCUGGCCACCACUGUAGUCGGGGUGCAGAUCCUGUCCGGGCAGAAUCUGGAGGCCCUGGGCGCGCAGGUGAUGGGGCUGGAUCCGAUUUUUGUGCUUGGCGCGGCCACGGCGGCGUGCGGAGCGGCCGGUUGGCUUGUUGGGCCGUUUGUGGGGAAUGCUGUUUGGGCGAUGGUGCAUCGGAGGUAUAAGACUGCUGUUGCCGUGAAAGAGAAAGAGUUCUUCGAUAGGAUUAAGCGGUUCCGCGUCGACCCUUCGUCGAAUUCGAUCGCCAACCCUGUCCCCGAUUACUACGGUGAGAAGAUUGGCAGUGUGCAGGGAUAUCGCCAGUGGUUGAAGGACCAGCGGGCGUACAACCGCAAGAGACGCAAUUUCAUUCUUUAAUCCCUUUCUUUUUUUCUUCUUUUUUUUUUUUUUCUUCUGUUAUUUGGCAUUGCGCCGUUGUGAGGUUUUGUUGGCCGGAUCUGUGUACGAGUAUCUUAUCUUAUAUCACUACGGAUAUAUUGGAGCGAAAAUAAAAC
Molecule: messenger RNA, 1033 nt
Organism: Aspergillus ochraceoroseus IBT 24754
Lineage: Eukaryota; Fungi; Ascomycota; Eurotiomycetes; Eurotiales; Aspergillaceae
Product: presequence translocated-associated motor subunit PAM17
Exons: 2
Coding region: 90-896 (268 amino acids)
Biological process (GO): protein import into mitochondrial matrix
Cellular component (GO): PAM complex, Tim23 associated import motor
Source: RefSeq, a predicted model, not a curated record